Nelumbo nucifera (sacred lotus) is the source of this 728-nucleotide messenger RNA. The record is from RefSeq and is a predicted model, not a curated record. NCBI's taxonomy places the organism in Eukaryota, Viridiplantae, Streptophyta, Magnoliopsida, Proteales, Nelumbonaceae.
GUGAUUUGCCGGGACUACUACGUCUGUCCAGCACAGCGGCGUCCGGCAACCAGUUCUCUCUCUCUCACACAAAGACAUGCAGACGCAAUGAGAUUCAUUCAACAGCGAGAAGGGUUUCGCCCCAAAUAAUACCGAAUCCAUUUGCAGCUUUGGGCGCUCAACAAAGAAAAAGACAACCAUCAACGCGGUUACAUUGGAGAGAGUGCCAUCAGAUAUCAUGGACGAAGUUGUACAGGCUGUUGAGAAGGUUAAAAAAGAGUGGGACGAGACAUUUGAACGAGCCCAAAAGCAUGUUAAAGCAGUUGAGGAAUAUGGUAAAUCAGGAACUGGUAGUAACAAAGGGAAUUCUCUUCCAAGACUAAAUGGCCUUGCACAGGAUGAGUUGGCUUUACUUAGAUCUUUUCAGUUUAGACUUGAUCUUCUUGCCCCACAGCUGCCCACUGAAGAAGAAAUACUAUCUGCUCAAUCAACAUUAGAAUAUUGGAAGAUUCAAUAUCAGAGUUUGCAUUUGGGCCUAAGGAAUGCCAAUUUGAAAGCACAGGCCAAUGUAAGGAAAGCUGCUCAGGCAGAGAGGGAACUUCUUUUAGGAGGUGGAGGAGAGUCCACAAUUCGCCGGCGAAAUUUGCAGCACAGAUAUUAAACAUCAAUGAUGUGGCCCAUGUGGGACAAGUAGACUGAUCUAUGAAGAACUUAUGAUGUAUGCCAAUACUGAUCCAGAAACCAUAUCC